UGAUUUUAUUAUCUAUUUUACCAGACAUGAUAAAUCAGUGAGAGUGAGCCGACAAAAUUCUCAGUUAUUUCAUCAAAGCUUACAGAAAUGGUCAACUGUUUAACCAAUCUCGGCACGCACGUGCCCGUCCCACGGUCACGUGACUACUCUGAUGCCGUUCACUUUUCGCGGCCCUCUGCAAAUUUUCCGGCCGAUCCCCGGCGGAAUAUCAGCCUGACACGUGUCGGAUUAUCCUACUCACGUGUGAGGAGCUGCAAUGCUCUGCCGGUUGACUUCAAUGGUGGAAAAGGAAUGCAAGGGUUCCAUGAAGUUGAACUCAAAGUUCGAGACUAUGAGUUAGAUCAAUAUGGUGUUGUGAAUAACGCUGUUUAUGCAAGUUAUUGCCAACAUGGUCGUCACGAGUUUAUGGAGAGGAUUGGAGUGAAUGCAGAUGAAGUGGCACGAACUGGCGAUGCAUUGGCUUUAUCGGAAUUGACAAUCAAGUUUCUCGCACCUCUAAGGAGUGGAGACAGCUUCGUUGUGAAGGUGAGGGUGAGCGACACUUCUUCUGUUCGACUCUUCUUUGAACAUUUCAUCUACAAGAUUCCUAGCCUAGAGCCCGUUUUGGAGGCAAGAGCGACAGCGGUUUGGCUUGACAAAAAUUAUCGUCCUGUCCGAAUCCCUGCUGACCUAAAAUCUAAGUUGGUUCAGUUUCAACGGCACGAACAGGCAAAAUGAUGCUGUUCAUCGGCUAAUUCAACUUGGUGGAGUCUUGGGAAGAGACAACAUACAACAAGUUGUUUUUAUCAAAUUUAACCUUUUUAAUUAUGUAUGAUGCUAGUUAUAUUGGCAUCUCUUUGAACUGUUCUUUGAAAUAGAAUUGUGAUAAAUUGAAAUU
Messenger RNA from Salvia miltiorrhiza (redroot sage), 877 nucleotides. RefSeq names its product acyl-acyl carrier protein thioesterase ATL3, chloroplastic-like. The transcript has 5 exons. The coding region runs from base 88 to 717 and encodes 209 amino acids. Lineage: Eukaryota; Viridiplantae; Streptophyta; Magnoliopsida; Lamiales; Lamiaceae. The record is from RefSeq and is a predicted model, not a curated record. Gene Ontology annotation, molecular function: fatty acyl-[ACP] hydrolase activity. Gene Ontology annotation, cellular component: chloroplast.